AUCUUUCGCCAUGUAUUGUUCGGAUGGAAAAUCCAAUCAAUUUUGCAUUAACAAACCCAUGGAAUGGCCAAGUGGAAAUCCAGCAAAAUUUAAGUUCCACGAGGAAACCGAAGCUAUAUUAAAUGAGCAAGUAAAUGCUGAACUAAAGGCUUUUUAUUAUUAUCUUUCCAUGGCUGCGUAUUUCGGACGAGCCGAUGUUGCAUUGCCAGGUUGUGAAUCGUUUUUCAUGCAAAUGCAUCACGAGGAGCACGAGCAUGCUCUGAAAUUUGUUAACUAUGUUAAAAUGCGCGGAGGCCGUGUUAAUUUAUGCACGGUACAGCAUCCCGCCGAUCAAGAUUGGAAAUGUCCGCUGUACGCUUUUAAAACGGCUCUAGAACUAGAAAUUGAAGUAAGUGAAAAGCUAGUAGCCGUGAACACCGUGGCUGAGAAACAUGGAGAUUUAAAUGCAAGUGAUUUUAUCGUUACCGGCUUUAUGGAAGAUCAAAUGAAGAGUGUCAAUGAAAUGGGAAGAUUUGUGGCUGUCUUGUCUGGAAUCGGUGAUCAUGCGUUGGCACGUUUCAUAUUCGACAAAGAUUUACUUGAGAAUCACGUUAUACCAAAAUUUAAUAUUCUCCGAACUACAUUGCGCCAAAAUGAGACUGAUAGAUAG
Molecule: messenger RNA, 649 nt
Organism: Colletes gigas
Lineage: Eukaryota; Metazoa; Arthropoda; Insecta; Hymenoptera; Colletidae
Product: soma ferritin-like
Exons: 3
Coding region: 11-649 (212 amino acids)
Biological process (GO): intracellular iron ion homeostasis; iron ion transport
Cellular component (GO): cytoplasm
Molecular function (GO): ferric iron binding; ferrous iron binding
Source: RefSeq, a predicted model, not a curated record